CUCACACCAGCAGGGCAGCAAAGGAACUUCAAGAAACAGGAACAGCAAUGGGCAGAAACGGAACAUCCAGUACAGGUCUACACAAGCACUGUGAGAAAUGUUUCAACCAGCAUUGUAAAGUCCCUGUGGAGAUCUUCACUUCCUGUGAGGUCAUUUCAUGUCGUCUGCACUGCGGGGCCACCUUCCACCUAUGUAAAGAAGAUGAGCACCAUCUGCUUUGUCCCAAGGCAAUGGUACCCUGUCUCAAUGCCCAUUAUGGAUGCCCUAUGUCCAUGCCCAGGCACCGUCUUGCCCAGCAUCUAGAGGUGUGCCCAGCCAGUGUGGUGUGCUGUUCCUUGGAGUGGAACCGAUGGCCCAUCCUUGAGACAGACACCACCUUCUACAGGAAUGCUAUGCAGGAACCCAACUGCCUGGACCAGCUAGAUCUAGCGAUGGCUCUAAGAGAUCAGAAGCUCCUGUUCAACUCUAUCAAGAUGGACACACUAUUUCCUGAGCUGACUGAAACGAUCACAGAACCUACCAUUCAGGAGCCAUUUGGAGCAGUUGGGGGUAUAGGUUCUGAUGGAUUGGAGGCUGGAGGAUUACACAUAGAUGAAACUGCAGGUGGCCUUGACGGUCAAGAGGUGCAGGAACUGACAGAGGAAGAGCGUCUGGCCCUGGCUAAGAGCAAGGACGUGGCCUGUUUGGAGAACUACACCAUGUGGGAAGGAAUGUUCAAAAAGGAGAUGGAAGGAUGCAGACAAACAGCGAAAAACCUGGGGGACAAAAGUGACCAGAGCAAGAAGAAAGAGGGCCAAUCUCCAUCUGCUGACAAACAUGCAAUACAGGGCCCUCAAGAUGUCCAAGAGUCCAAUAAUGUUGCGCCAGUAGAUCUCAGCAAGACUGGGUUUGCUCCCUGGCAAGAUGGUGUUCUAGACAGGCUUCGCAGAGAGGUCAAUGUGGCCGAGUAUAACAUGUACCUGGUACAUAACGGCUGCAUGCUAAUCAAUUUUGGCCAGCUGGCAGCUUGCACACCAAAAGAAAAAGACUUUGUUUAUGGGAACCUAGAGCCAAUUGAGGUGCAGACGAUCCAUGCUUUUAAUGUUCCUAAAAGCUUCACAGCCAAACGCACCCAUCUGAAAGAUCCCUCACAUGGAGCCAAGAAGGCUCACCAGAAUGUAGACACGUCCGAUUUGGGAGUGUCUGUAGAAGAGCUUCCGAAAUCAGAUGAAGUCCAGACCACUUUACUGUGCUGUCUGGAGAAAGAACUGAAAGGCCACCAGAUAUGUGAGACAGUUGGAACAGAUGGCCUCUAUGUGGACCUGGGCACCCAGACCUAUGACUUCCCCUCGGCUCCAUUCAAACCUGACACAACGCUGGCAGACAUUGCUGAGCACAAAUCCCCAAACCUCAGUGUGCAGAUUCAGACAGAAUGUGUCACAAGGAGACAUAACAAAUCCAGCUCAGCAUUUACUUACCUCUGCUGCCACUCCUUCAGGCGAGACGAGUUCCCCUGGCACUUCCGAAAUGUGCACGCAGACAUCCAGUCCUGUCUUACAGGCUGGUUCAUCCAGCGAUGCCCACUGGCUUACCUGGGCUGUACCUACAGCCAAAACCAUUUUCGUCCUUCCAAGCACCGGGCCACGGUGAGCUAUGACCAGGAUCUUGGAACUUUUGCCCUCCAGCCAAAGGUGGCAGCAUCGCUAUACAAGGGCAUAAAGACUGAAAACAGUGAGCGAAAGCGGGCAAGGAACUUGGAUUCACUCAGUCGACUACCUUUUGAGAUACUCCAGCACAUUGCAGGGUUCUUGGAUAGUAUGUCCAUAUGCCAACUGUCCCAGGUCUCAACGUUGAUGAGGGAAGUAUGUGGUACUUUACUACAACAGAAAGGAAUGGUGUCUCUCAAGUGGGAGAAGAAGACUUACUCGCAUGGUGGGUCCUGCUGGAAGGCAAGGAAAAAGGUGUGGGAGUUCAGCAGCCUGUUCUCCCCAGUGGACAAAUGGAUCUUUGAUGACGUGCCCUCUAUGGCUGAACACCUGAAGGUCUGCCCUUAUUACCAGACUGAGAGCAGGAGUGAGCCUGUGGCUUUAGCCAGCAUAAGUGAGGUCACAGAAAGACCAGAGCAAUCCCACAGCCUGGUCAGCCAGUUCCUUAACACUGGUAAAGGACAUGGAAACUGA
Molecule: messenger RNA, 2159 nt
Organism: Colossoma macropomum (tambaqui)
Lineage: Eukaryota; Metazoa; Chordata; Actinopteri; Characiformes; Serrasalmidae
Product: F-box only protein 40
Exons: 4
Coding region: 48-2159 (703 amino acids)
Cellular component (GO): cytoplasm
Molecular function (GO): zinc ion binding; protein binding; ubiquitin protein ligase activity
Source: RefSeq, a predicted model, not a curated record